GUCGAUCAGUGUGUGAUUAUUCAGGUCUGCCUCAUGGCGACAGAACCCGGAAGUAGCCUUCAGAUACUAAUGUAUCGCUGAUUGUCCGAGUGCCAGCGGCCUCCUGAUUAUCUUUCUGUCUGUCUGCAGUUCAUAUUCAGCAACAAUGCGAGUCCCACAGGUGUCAAGCUCUCCACAGAUCCAGGCGGUGUUGACCAGCUCAUCUUCAGGUCUAGAGGACUUCAAAGCUCACGCUGUUUUCCAGGAGAUCAGUAAAAAGCUGCAUGAGGAAGGAGAGCAGUUUGUGAAGAAGAUCGGAGGUGUGUUUGCCUUCAAGGUGAAGGAUGGGCCGGGAGGAAAGGAAGCCAUCUGGAUCGUUGAUGUUAAGAACGGAAAAGGCUCCGUUGACAAUGAUGCUGAAAAGAAAGCAGACUGCACCAUUGCCAUGGCCGACUCAGACCUGCUGGACCUCAUGACUGGAAAGAUGAAUCCACAGACCGCGUUCUUCCAGGGCAAACUGAAGAUCACCGGAAACAUGGGCAUGGCAAUGAAGCUUCAAAACCUGCAGCUGCAGCCGGGCAAAGCCAAGCUGUGAGAGGCGGAGCCUCCAAUAAGGCGGAGCCUCGAGUAGCCCCUCCCACCCAGUUCACUCUGUUAGAGUAGCUGCAGGAGUCAGACACCAAAUGAGUUUCUGUGCCGUAGUUUGAGCCUCUUUCUAACAAGGUAAAUAAUAGUUCACCCAAAAAUAAAACAUUUGGUCGUUGUUUCAUAAAGUAAAUCAUUGACUGUUCUUCAUCUUUUUCUGAAAGUAAACUUCAAAUGCUUUGAGUGUGGGUUUGUGAAUGAAUAAUGCCAGAAGUCUCAUUUUUGGGUGAAUUAUUUAAAUGAAUCACAGGAGUCUGAUAGAUGGUUACAAAAAUACUGUAUUAAUAAUGUUUAAAAAUAUAGUUUUUUUCUCCAUUUGAUUAGCACCAAUAACGGUUUAAAUUGUAUGUGUGUGUGGAUUGAUUGUUUGGUCUGAAGGGGUUAAUUGGAAGUGAAGCCUGGUAAAGUGCCUGUGAACUAUAAACUUACACACCGGGCUUUGAUGGACAGAUGUCUGGUUUAAAUGUACGACAGCAUUGUGAUUCUUUCUCUUUCAUCUUUACAGUUAUCCUAGGUUAUUGGGAGCAGGUAUAAUUGUAGCGUCACGUCAAUGUUUUUUGAGUGUUUCCCAUCAGAUGCUAAACUACUUUUGUACUAAAUAAACCUAAUCUUUCUCAUUUAA
This is a messenger RNA of Carassius gibelio (silver crucian carp), 1246 nucleotides long. RefSeq names its product sterol carrier protein 2b (gene scp2b). The coding region runs from base 146 to 574 and encodes 142 amino acids. The transcript is spliced from 5 exons. Gene Ontology annotation, cellular component: cytosol. Lineage: Eukaryota; Metazoa; Chordata; Actinopteri; Cypriniformes; Cyprinidae. The record is from RefSeq and is a predicted model, not a curated record.